GCGACCUGGGCUCACUGCAAGCAUCGCGCACAACAACAGAAGCAUCGACAGACUCACGACUGUGCGAGUCGCAUUUCUCUCGCAGCACGCCGCUGCCCCGCUGGCGCAAUGAGCGACUCCAACAAGGAUCUCGAGGAUCUCGCAAGGUCGACGACGGAAGAUUUCUACGAGCUGCUCGGCGUCGCGUUCGAUGCCGAAGCAGCCGCUAUCAAGAAGGCGUACCGGAAAAGCUCGAUACGCUACCAUCCCGACAAGAACCCGGACGACAAGAAUGCCGCCGACCGCUUCAUUGCCCUGGGAUGGGCGCGCGACAUUCUCAUGGACGAAAAGCUCAAAGGCGAAUACGAUCGCGCACGGGCAAGGCGGCGCGAGAAGGCUCUGCAAGACGAGCUGCUGGAUGGGCGCCGGCGCAAGAUGAAGGACGAUUUGGAGCGGAGAGAGCGCGAAGGCAAGGAGUUUAUGAACAGCCUAAAAAGGAAGAGGGCUGAGGACAUGAACGAGGCUGAACGGCGCGAGCAGGAAAUACAGAGAUUGGCCGAGGAUGGCAAGAGGCGCAGGAAGGAAGCGCAGGAACGCUUGGAGAAGAGGCGUCAGGAAGAGGAAGAGGCCAGUUUCAUGGACGUUGAGAAGAGCCCCGACGCCCAGGCGGCUAGGCCGGGAGAAUCUUCUGAGAUUGAUCGCACAGUCAAGGUGCGGUUCCAAAGAGAGGGCGAUAGCAUGAGUUGGGACAAGGACAGGCUGGCCAGCAUGUUUGCGAGAUACGGCAAGGUUGACAGCGUGGUCAUGGGCAAGGACAAGAAGAUGCGACCUUCUGGGGAAAAGCACCGCAGGGUCAUGGCGGUGGCCUUCAUCGUCUACACACGUAUCGACCACGCACAUGCCGCUGUCAUGGACGGCAAGUCUGACUAUGCUUCUCUCGACUCUGUCAGCUGGGCCAAUGGCGAACCCGACGUCAAAUCACCCACAAACGGCGAUGGAUCAACGGCACCCUCGACGCCCAAGACCAAGUCUUUCCGAACGUCGGUGGGCCCAGGACUGGGUAAGGGCGCAGGCGGGACACCGCUCGGAACGCCCAAGUUCUCCUUCAGCCCCAAAACACCAAGCUUGGAAGAAGUGACCAUGAUGAGGCUGAAGCAAGCGGAAAAGAAGAGAUUGGAAGAGCAGAUACGAAAGCAGGAGGCUGCUGAAGAGUCUGGCGUAUGAUGGUGCGUGGCGCGUGGUAAUGUGUUGUUUUUGAAGAUACCCACGACAAACAUGUUGUAUAUAAUGUUGAGCCAGGUGUGCUUGUGUCUAC
Messenger RNA from Exserohilum turcica Et28A, 1294 nucleotides. RefSeq lists its product as uncharacterized. Bases 109 to 1203 code for a protein of 364 amino acids. Gene Ontology annotation, biological process: spliceosomal complex disassembly. Gene Ontology annotation, molecular function: nucleic acid binding. Gene Ontology annotation, cellular component: spliceosomal complex. NCBI's taxonomy places the organism in Eukaryota, Fungi, Ascomycota, Dothideomycetes, Pleosporales, Pleosporaceae. The transcript has a single exon. The record is from RefSeq and is a predicted model, not a curated record.